AUGACUCAAACCCCAAGAAUCACUCAAAAAUUCUCGGUAAACGUGCCGAUUUCAUCCGAGGAGCUAAUCAGAAAGAAAAUAUUGAUUAAAAAUCCGUAUGGCAUUCCACGAUCGUUUCUGAUUUCAACGUCGAGACCCGACGUUGUCAAAAUUAGCGAGCCGCUUGUCAAUAUACCGGCAAUGGGCUCGAGAAGCUACGACGUCUUUUUUGGUGUAAUCACGCACAAACCUAUGAGUUUGGAGGCACUUCUCUUCAUUUCCAAUGCUGAAAACAACCAACAAGAGGAGGCUUAUAUGCUCCAAAUAAAAUUCGUCUAG
Molecule: messenger RNA, 318 nt
Organism: Caenorhabditis bovis
Lineage: Eukaryota; Metazoa; Nematoda; Chromadorea; Rhabditida; Rhabditidae
Source: the annotation of a GenBank genome assembly